Molecule: messenger RNA, 5091 nt
Organism: Lemur catta (Ring-tailed lemur)
Lineage: Eukaryota; Metazoa; Chordata; Mammalia; Primates; Lemuridae
Gene: GRIA4
Product: glutamate ionotropic receptor AMPA type subunit 4
Exons: 16
Coding region: 48-2756 (902 amino acids)
Biological process (GO): synaptic transmission, glutamatergic; monoatomic ion transport; modulation of chemical synaptic transmission
Cellular component (GO): plasma membrane; postsynaptic membrane; AMPA glutamate receptor complex
Molecular function (GO): transmitter-gated monoatomic ion channel activity involved in regulation of postsynaptic membrane potential; AMPA glutamate receptor activity
Source: RefSeq, a predicted model, not a curated record
UGUGAGAGAAAGAGAGAGAGCGCGCACCAGGGAGAGGAGAAAAGAAGAUGAGGAUUAUUUGCAGACAGAUUGUCUUGUUAUUUUCUGGAUUUUGGGGACUCGCCAUGGGAGCCUUUCCGAGCAGCGUGCAAAUAGGUGGUCUCUUCAUCCGAAACACAGAUCAGGAAUACACUGCUUUCCGAUUAGCAAUUUUUCUUCAUAACACCAGCCCCAAUGCGUCGGAAGCUCCUUUUAAUUUGGUACCUCAUGUGGACAACAUUGAGACAGCCAACAGUUUUGCUGUAACAAAUGCCUUCUGUUCCCAGUAUUCUAGAGGAGUAUUUGCCAUUUUUGGACUCUAUGAUAAGAGGUCAGUACAUACCUUGACCUCAUUCUGCAGCGCCUUACAUAUCUCCCUCAUCACACCAAGUUUCCCUACUGAGGGGGAGAGCCAGUUUGUGCUGCAACUAAGGCCUUCGUUACGAGGAGCACUGUUGAGUCUGCUAGAUCACUAUGAAUGGAACUGUUUCGUCUUCCUGUACGACACAGACAGAGGAUACUCGAUACUCCAAGCAAUUAUGGAAAAAGCAGGACAAAAUGGUUGGCAUGUCAGCGCUAUAUGCGUGGAAAAUUUUAAUGAUGUCAGCUAUAGGCAACUUCUAGAAGAACUUGAUAGAAGACAAGAGAAGAAAUUUGUGAUAGACUGUGAAAUAGAGAGACUUCAAAACAUAUUAGAACAGAUUGUAAGUGUUGGAAAGCAUGUUAAAGGCUACCAUUAUAUCAUUGCGAACUUGGGAUUCAAGGAUAUUUCUCUUGAGAGGUUUAUACACGGUGGAGCCAAUGUUACGGGAUUCCAGUUGGUAGAUUUUAAUACUCCUAUGGUAACCAAACUAAUGGAUCGCUGGAAAAAACUAGAUCAAAGAGAGUAUCCAGGAUCUGAGACUCCUCCAAAGUACACCUCUGCUCUAACUUAUGAUGGAGUCCUUGUGAUGGCCGAAACUUUCCGAAAUCUUAGAAGGCAGAAAAUCGAUAUCUCGAGGAGAGGAAAUGCUGGGGAUUGUCUGGCAAAUCCUGCUGCUCCGUGGGGCCAGGGAAUUGACAUGGAAAGGACACUCAAACAGGUUCGAAUUCAAGGGCUGACAGGGAACGUUCAGUUUGACCACUAUGGACGUAGAGUCAAUUACACAAUGGAUGUGUUUGAGCUAAAGAGCACAGGACCUAGAAAGGUUGGUUACUGGAAUGAUAUGGAUAAAUUAGUCUUGAUUCAAGACGUACCCACUCUUGGCAAUGACACAGCAGCUAUUGAGAACAGAACAGUGGUUGUAACCACAAUUAUGGAAUCCCCAUAUGUUAUGUACAAGAAAAAUCACGAAAUGUUUGAAGGAAAUGACAAGUAUGAAGGAUACUGUGUAGAUUUGGCAUCUGAAAUUGCAAAACAUAUUGGUAUCAAGUAUAAAAUUGCCAUUGUCCCUGAUGGAAAAUAUGGAGCAAGGGAUGCAGACACAAAAAUCUGGAAUGGGAUGGUAGGAGAACUUGUUUAUGGGAAAGCAGAGAUUGCUAUUGCCCCUCUGACAAUCACUUUGGUACGAGAGGAGGUCAUUGACUUCUCUAAGCCCUUCAUGAGUUUGGGCAUAUCUAUCAUGAUCAAAAAGCCUCAGAAAUCUAAACCAGGAGUGUUUUCCUUCUUGGAUCCUCUGGCCUAUGAGAUUUGGAUGUGCAUAGUCUUUGCCUACAUUGGUGUCAGCGUGGUCUUAUUCCUAGUUAGUAGGUUUAGUCCGUACGAGUGGCACACAGAAGAGCCAGAGGAUGGAAAGGAAGGACCCAGCGACCAGCCUCCCAAUGAGUUUGGCAUCUUUAACAGCCUCUGGUUUUCCCUGGGUGCUUUUAUGCAGCAAGGAUGUGACAUUUCACCCAGAUCCCUCUCAGGUCGAAUUGUUGGAGGUGUGUGGUGGUUCUUUACACUCAUCAUUAUAUCAUCCUAUACUGCUAACCUGGCUGCUUUCCUGACUGUUGAGCGAAUGGUCUCCCCAAUCGAGAGUGCAGAAGACCUGGCCAAACAAACAGAAAUUGCCUAUGGAACAUUGGAUUCAGGGUCAACAAAAGAAUUCUUCAGAAGAUCAAAAAUAGCAGUGUAUGAAAAGAUGUGGACCUACAUGCGAUCAGCAGAGCCAUCAGUGUUCACUAGGACUACAGCUGAGGGAGUGGCUCGUGUCCGCAAAUCCAAGGGCAAAUUUGCCUUUCUCCUGGAGUCCACUAUGAAUGAAUACAUUGAGCAGCGAAAGCCAUGUGACACGAUGAAAGUGGGAGGAAAUCUGGAUUCAAAAGGCUAUGGAGUAGCAACGCCCAAGGGUUCCUCAUUAAGAACUCCUGUAAACCUUGCCGUUUUGAAACUCAGUGAGGCAGGCGUCUUAGACAAGCUGAAAAACAAAUGGUGGUACGAUAAAGGUGAAUGUGGACCCAAGGACUCUGGAAGCAAGGACAAGACGAGUGCCUUGAGCCUGAGCAACGUAGCAGGCGUCUUCUACAUUCUGGUUGGCGGCUUGGGCUUGGCAAUGCUGGUGGCUUUGAUAGAGUUCUGUUACAAGUCCAGGGCAGAAGCGAAGAGAAUGAAGCUGACCUUUUCUGAAGCCAUAAGAAACAAAGCCAGGUUAUCCAUCACCGGGAGCGUGGGAGAAAACGGCCGCGUCCUGACGCCCGACUGCCCCAAGGCUGUGCACGCUGGAACUGCAGUCAGACAAAGUUCAGGAUUGGCUGUCAUUGCAUCGGACCUACCAUAAAAACCAAAAAAAUAAUCGAGUGCCUUAAUUAAACUGUGUCGGUGACUGAUGGAAACGCAGCCCCGAGGGACAGGCCCAGCGCGGUCCCCGCUAACCGGGUCCUUGGGCGGAGAGCGGGAAGCGCGGCCCGGCCAGCAGCGGCGGCCACUGUGUGCAUGAGCUCAGCUCGGAACCCCAAACUCAGAUUUUAUAUCAGGAAAACUCACAAUUUAGGAUUUUUCGGGGAGUGGGUGGGUGGGUGGGGCGCUGGGAUGGGUGUAUUAACAGCAACAAAUUUCACUCGAGUGGACUUAAAAACUAAUCAGACUUGCGAGUUAGCGCAUUCAACUGUGAAGUUCUUGCUCAGAAAGGCCUUUGUCUUCACUGGAGGGAUAAAAUAGUUCUAGAAGCCGAUGGACGUGCUAACCUGUGUCUCCAGAACACCCAUAUAGUCAAUGGAAGAAUACCCAGCUGAGAAAACAAAUCACUCAACUGUGAUAAGAAAAUAAUAAACAAACAUGUAAAUCCUGUGAAAAAAAAAAAUUAAAGGAAGUAUUUACACUUACUUUGAAGAAAACAAAUACUGAAACAUGCUUGCUUUUUAACUGACGUAAAUUCAGUAGAGGACAACACAAUUCUUUUUUCUAACCAUCUUAGGGAACAAUACAUUGCAAUAAUUGAUAUAAAUGCCAUCACUGUAAUAAACUUUAGAGACUUUUUUUUAUAAAAGUUCUUGGUCAUCUUCUUGUUUGCUGUAAACUUCACUCUGUCACAUGAGUCGGUUCACAGAUUGCAUUUGUCUCACUACCAGGAAGAAAAACAAAAGGAAGAAAACGUUAAUGUUCAAUCAUCAGUCUGCAGUGUAGACUCAAAAGAGACUAUGGGUCACUCAUGUUAUCGAUAUUAUUUAUAAUCUUGUUCUGUGUACAAAAUUGUGGUUUUUGUACCCACCAAAAAGAAUAAAACAACAGAUGUUCUUACAGUAUCUACAGAGCUUAAAGGUUUUUUUUUUUUAUCAUUAUAAAAGUUCUUUGAGAAAUUCAAGUGGUGGGCCAUAUUGGAAAAUAUAGUUAGUCUUUAUUAUUUUUGCAUACUAAGCUACCCCUCUUUUUCAGAUCUUUGACUCAUUAGCAGAUUAAAUUGUCAAAGACAAAGUCUUGGAGUCAGGGAAUGAAUCAUUGUCCUAACAGGAACCUACUCUAUAAUCCUGUACUGAAAUUUUACUUGACUGUAUUUUGCUGCAUAAAAUUAUGUGUCUCUUGGUCUUCUCCCCUCUUUCCUAUUGUUCCAUUUAAAUCAUUUGAAGGCAGUAAUAAUAGUUUGGGGUAGACAACAAAUGAAGAACUAGUCCUUGUUUUCAACUGAAAAUUGCAAAGAAAAUUACACCCAUGUUUAUUUAUAAAAAUUACCUUACGUUAUGUAUGAAUGAAAUUAACAUGAUUCAAAAGAAGGUUUGGCUCAUUUGAAAUAAUACAUAAGUACUCUAAUACGGAUAAAAAUCACGUACUUAGAGAUCUUGGCAGAAAGCACAAGUUAGGGUGAUUUCAAAAGUCUGGUCUUGAAGGAUGAGUUGAGUUUGAACAGGAGGAGGUUGUGUUAAGAGCCUUCUGCAUGAGUGGUGGCCCAAAGCCAUGCAUGCCAAUGGCUUAUUUAAGGAAUGUAUACAACUAGGUGGGCUGGUGAGAGCACAGAGUGUGACAUCAUGGAAAAUAAAUUUGGAAAAGGUAAAGGAUUGAUCUCCUUCCCUCAACUCUCAAGACCCCCAUGCCCCACUCAGUCUCUGUGGGGCAGUAAGAGCAAUCUUUAAAAGUGUAAAUCUCACACACACACACACACACACACACACCCCACACACUGUUCUCUCAGGAAAAAUUCCAAACUCUUGAGCAGAGCAAAUGAGUCCCUUCAUGACCUGGCCCUUGCCUAUCUCCUCCAGGACUUCUCUCGCUCCUAUCCAACUUCUCCCCCCAGCGAAUGAACCCCCAAAGCAGCACAUGGAACACUGCAUAUACUAUUUCCUCAGUCUACAACUCUUCCCUGUCUCCUCUUUCCCUGACUAACUUGUACUCAUUGUUCAGUACUCAAAUUGAAUUUUACUUGCCCUGAAAAGACUUCCAUGACUCUCCACCACCCCCUGUCUAUGAGCCCGAGUUAGAUGCCCUUCUUAAUGUUUUUCCCCAUCAUGGCACUUACCAUACCGCAUUGUAAUUGCCUGUGUACUUCUUGUCUGUAUAACUACUAGACUGUAAGCUCCUUGAGGGCAGGGACUGUGUCUAUUUUGUUCACAGUUGUAUCCCCAGCACCCAGCACAGUGCCUGGCAUAUUGUAGGUGCUUAAUAAAUAUUUGUUGAAUGAA